GCAUUCAGUUCAGAGAGUGUGUUUGUCAAUUCCUUCGCCGGAGAUUGCUCUUUCAAAGAGCGGGAAAAGGAACAGCGAGGGAGAGAGAGAUGGUGGACGAAGACCAGCAAUGGCUCAUCAACUGCUUGAUUGCUACUCUCGACACCAAUCCCCAAGUUCGUUCCUUCGCCGAAGCCUCUCUCCACCAAGCCUCCCUUCAACCAGGUUUUGGACGUGCAUUAGCAAUGGUUGCUGCAAAUAGGGAGCUUUCAUUGGGAUUGAGGCAGAUAUCCUUUCUCAAACUUCACAUAACUUAUAGUUGUUCCUUUUUCUUUUCUUUUUUUUUUCUCUUUUCAUUGAAGGAAAAUAUUAUUUCAUCUGUGACUUUGUUCUUUUAUAAAGAAAUAUACACUGUUUCUUAUUUGAUUAAUCAGAUCGUGAUUGUUUAAUUUGUGAGAUUUAACUUGCUUUUACCUAGCUGCUGUUCUUCUAAAACAGUUUAUUAAGAAACACUGGCAGGAGGAUGAGGAUUCUUUUGAACAUCCUGUUGUUUCAAAUCAAGAAAAGGUCCUCUUUUACUGCACAUCAUGGAAUCUAUACGGGGACUUCUUUUAUUGUCAUUAGAUGAUUCUCACAGGAAAAUCUGCACAGCAGUUGGUAUGGCUGUGGCAUCAAUUGCACAUUAUGAUUGGCCCGAGGAAUGGCCUGAAUUAAUGCCACUUCUCCUAAAGUUGAUAAAUGAUCAAAGUAAUAUGAAUGGGGUGCAUGGGGCUUUAAGAUGCUUAGCUCUUCUCUCAGGGGACUUGGAUGAUAUGGCUGUGCCAAAACUAGUGCCUAUUUUGUUCCCGUGCUUGUAUAAAAUUGUGUCAUCCCCACAGACAUAUGACAAAACCUUGCGUGCAAAGGCUCUUUCGAUCGUUCAUGCUUGCGUUUCUGUGCUUGGUUCAAUGACUGGUGUAUACAAGACAGAAACUAGUGUUCUCAUUUCACCAAUGAUUCCAACAUGGAUGGACCAGUUCUCUGUUAUCCUAGAACAUCCAGUUCAAUCUGAAGAUCCUGAUGACUGGAGCAUUAGAAUGGAGGCUUUAAAGUGCUUGAAUCAAUUUGUUCAGAAUUUCUCAAGCUCUACAGAAGGGCAAUUUAUAGUUAUUGUUGGACCACUGUGGCAGACAUUUGUAUCCUCUCUUACGGUAUAUGAAAGAUCAUCAAUUGAAGGUGCAGAAGAUCCUUUUCAAGGGAGAUAUGAUUCUGAUGGUGCAGAACAGAGUCUUGAGUCGUUUGUUAUUCAGCUAUUUGAGUUUCUAUUGACCGUUGUGGGUUAUGCAAAAUUGGUAAAGGUUAUUGCAAAUAAUGUCAAAGAGUUAGCAUAUUAUACCAUUGGUUUUCUGCAGAUGACAGAGCAACAGGUUCAUACUUGGUCAAUGGAUGCUAACCAAUAUGUUGCUGAUGAGGAUGAUAAUACUUAUAGUUGUCGCAUUUCUGGAAGUCUUUUACUGGAAGAGGUUGUUACCUCUUGCGGUGUGGAGGCAAUUAAUGCUAUAAUUGAUGCUGUGAAAAAACGACUUGCUGAGUCCCAAGAAGCAAAAGUUGCUGGUUCUGCUGCAUGGUGGAGAAUAAGGGAGGCUACACUUUUUGCUUUGGUUUCUCUGUCUGAUCAGUUACUUGAAGGAGAGGUUUCUGGACAUACUGGUGUCUUAAGGAACCUGUUAGAGCAAAUAAUUGCUGAAGAUAUGGGAACAGGGGUACAUGAAUAUCCAUUUCUUUUCGCACGUGUGUUUUCAUCGGUUGCCAAGUUUUCCUCUGUGUUAAGCCAUGAGGUUGUUGAGCAUUUUCUCUAUGCUGCAAUUAAGGCAAUUGGCAUGGAUGUGCCCCCACCAGUGAAAGUUGGUGCUUGUCGAGCACUUUCUCAACUCUUACCUGAUGCAAACAAGGGAAUCCUUCAGCCUCAUAUAAUGGGUUUAUUUUCAUCAAUUGCAGAUCUGCUUAAUCAUGCAUCUGAGGAAACCAUGCAUCUGGUACUUGAAACACUGCAAGCAGCAAUAAAAUCAGGUGGUGAAGCAUCAGCAUCUAUAGAGCCUAUUAUCUCCCCUAUCAUCCUAAACAUGUGGGCAUCACAUAUUUCAGACCCUUUCAUUAGCAUUGAUGCUCUUGAGGUUCUUGAGGCAAUAAUGAAAGCUCCUGGUUGUGCCCAACCCCUUGUUUCUCGCGUUUUGCCUUAUGUUGGACCGGUCAUAAAUAAACCCCAACAACAGCCUGAUGGUUUAGUUGCUGGAGCAUUGGAUCUUUUGACGAUGUUGAUAAAGAAUUCUCCUAAUGAUGUGGUGAAAGCUGUAUAUCAGACAUGUUUUGACGCUGUUAUCCGGAUAGUCCUUCAAACAGAUGAUCAUAGUGAGAUGCAGAAUGCAACAGAGUGUUUAGCUGCGUUUUUAUCCUUUGGAAGACAAGAGUUACUUUCUUGGGGUGGUGAUCCUGGAUUUGCAAUGAGAAGCUUGCUUGAUGUGGCCUCGAGGCUUUUAGACCCUAAUUUGGAAAGCUCUGGAUCACUUUUUGUUGGGAGCUACAUUCUGCAACUUAUUUUGCACCUGCCAACACAGAUGGCACCACAUAUCAGAGACCUGGUUGCUGCUCUUGUCAAGCGCAUGCAAUCCUCUACAAUUUCUGGAUUGCGGAGCUCACUGAUACUCAUUUUUGCUAGGCUGGUUCACAUGAGCACACCACAUGCAGAACAAUUUAUUGACAUGCUAAUCUCAAUACCUGCUGAAGGCCAAGAGAACUCAUUUGUUUAUGUGAUGUCAGAAUGGACCAAGCAGCAAGGGGAGAUUCUGGGGUCCUACCAACUUAAAAUCACGACAUCAGCAUUAGCUAUAUUGCUAUCAACAAGGCAUAUUGAACUGGGGAAGAUCAAUGUUCAAGGCCAUCUAAUUCAGUCUUCUGCAGGGAUAACAACUCGCUCAAAGGCUAAAUUAACUCCAGAUCAAUGGAUAUCUAUUCCACUUCCUGCAAAGAUACUGGCUCUAUUGGCGGAUGUGUUGAUUGAGAUUCAGGAGCAAAUUUUGGGUGAUGAUGAUGAGGAUAGUGAAUGGGAGGAGGUUCAGGCAGAUGCAGGGGCGGAUCAAGAUUUACUAUAUUCAGCCAGUGCUGCUUCAUAUACCAGGCCCUCUUAUGAAUAUCUCAAUGCAAUGGCAAAUGCUCUCGAUGAGGGCGAAGAUGAUGGUGGGGAAGAUGACUUGUUAAGUGGUGCUGAUCCCCUUAAUGAGAUUAAUUUGGCAAAUUAUCUCGUGGACUUUUUUCUGAAGUUUUCUCAAAGUGACAGACCGCUGUUUGAUCAUCUUUGCCAGAGUUUGACAAAAGCCCAACAAAAUGCUAUUCGGAUGGUUCUAAAUCGGUGAAUAUUUCGAUUGCUGAAACAAAAAGUAUAGUUUCUAUCGGAGAGCAGCCCUUGAUUGAUCUGGAAACGAGCUUGUUUGUUGAGUUGAGGUUGUAAAUUUUGUGUCUGAUUGUUUGUCAUUGCUUUUGUAUUGCUUGCUUUUGGAAGCAGUGUUUAUUUGUUUUCACCAGGCUGCUGGCAGCUUGAUUUGUUUAUUUGUUUUCACCAGGCUGCUGGCAGCAGCUUGAUUUUGGCCUUGGAAAUGUAGUUUUGUGUGGUAAUCAAUUGUUGUGAAUGUUUCACAUUAAUUGAAUGUAAAAUUGAGUGGUUUGGAGGCAUAA
This is a messenger RNA of Diospyros lotus (date-plum), 3687 nucleotides long. RefSeq lists its product as uncharacterized. Lineage: Eukaryota; Viridiplantae; Streptophyta; Magnoliopsida; Ericales; Ebenaceae. Gene Ontology annotation, biological process: protein import into nucleus. Gene Ontology annotation, molecular function: small GTPase binding. The transcript is spliced from 32 exons. Gene Ontology annotation, cellular component: nuclear envelope; cytosol. The coding region runs from base 567 to 3368 and encodes 933 amino acids. The record is from RefSeq and is a predicted model, not a curated record.